Caenorhabditis angaria is the source of this 289-nucleotide messenger RNA. Lineage: Eukaryota; Metazoa; Nematoda; Chromadorea; Rhabditida; Rhabditidae. The record is from the annotation of a GenBank genome assembly.
AUGUCUGUCAGCGAAUCGAUAAAUAUUUAUGCGGCUGAAGUUGUUUUUGAUAAUGUGGAUGAUAUCGAUUCAAAUGCCACAUUCAAGGACCCCAUGAUUUAUCAAAACUUUGACAUGUAAGUUUUUAAUAAAAAAUCUCAAAAUAAUUUUUUUUUCCAGAAAAUUUGGAGUUUAUAAAGAAUCAAAGGAACUUGGAGUUUGUAUCAAAGUUGUAAACAAGAAUCAAUUCAUAUUUUCUGGAGAAAUUACUGGAUAUGUUGAAUUGAUUGGAAAAAUGGCAAAACUUUGA